UCACUGCCAUGAAACAUCACCAAAAGCGUGCCCUGAAACAGCACAUGGAGCUGCUGGUCAGUAACAUUACCACGCCAUGCCUGAGUUACCUGCUGGACAAGCUGAUACAGGAAGACAUCAUCACUGACAGAGAGAAGGAGUAUGUACGUUCUAAGCCGUCUACUGGGGGCACAGAGGAGGUUGAGAGGGCAGCAGCAGCAGCCAGAGUGGUGUCUCCUGAACAGACAAGAACACUGCUCAGUAUUCUGCUUACCAAAGAGAAGAGGGCGUUCCAAUGUCUAUGUAGAUGUCUGGAGAAGAAUGGACAGGGAUUUCUAGCAGAGCAGCUGAAAAGGUCAUGAUUCUUAUUGCUGUCUGAGGAUGACUGUCUACAUUCCUCUCUCCGGUAAGAUGACACUGGUGGUGACAUUUUCUGAUAAAAAGUUCAUUACUGUCUGGUGACUGUGACCCACUACUACAGCAGAUAUCCAAUUCCAUGGAUG
This is a messenger RNA of Lingula anatina, 482 nucleotides long. RefSeq lists its product as uncharacterized. Gene Ontology annotation, molecular function: protein binding. Gene Ontology annotation, cellular component: cytoplasm. The record is from RefSeq and is a predicted model, not a curated record. Gene Ontology annotation, biological process: regulation of apoptotic process. NCBI's taxonomy places the organism in Eukaryota, Metazoa, Brachiopoda, Lingulata, Lingulida, Lingulidae.